Molecule: messenger RNA, 7302 nt
Organism: Pecten maximus
Lineage: Eukaryota; Metazoa; Mollusca; Bivalvia; Pectinida; Pectinidae
Product: 1-phosphatidylinositol 3-phosphate 5-kinase-like
Exons: 47
Coding region: 81-6632 (2183 amino acids)
Biological process (GO): phosphatidylinositol metabolic process; intracellular signal transduction
Molecular function (GO): ATP binding; 1-phosphatidylinositol-3-phosphate 5-kinase activity; metal ion binding
Source: RefSeq, a predicted model, not a curated record
AAGUAAACAAAAUCCUAAAAACAUUGAAAAGAUGAUCGCAUGACAAGUCUAUGGUCUGAGUGGGAUGCAGCAGCUGUAGGAUGUCUAUGUGGGAUGAGACUCCCACAACCCUGACAGUGUUUGGACCCCUGAGCUCAGAGGUGUCUGAAGGAGGAAAUCUCUUCACCAGACUCUGGAAAAGAAGUAAAGAUGACGCGUCCUCCUCUCGAGGAAGCAGCCAGAAGUCCUCCCGUGACCCUUCUGUAGAUAGGGAGCUCAUCAACAGACGACUGUCUGUCACUCCGAGGACGGUCCACCCUGAGGUGACCGGCGUAGUAACAGAAGUACCCAAUGACAGUUUGAGUGUGGCAGUAACUGAGGUGGAGCACCAACAUGGCGAUGCUGACAGGACGCUGUCUAGUGUUCUCAACCGACUCAGUAACAUCUUGGAGCGUCGACCCACGACACCACAGGCGUACCGUGAUAGUGACUUCAAGCAGUUCUGGAUGCCAGACAGUAGUUGUAAGGAGUGUUAUGACUGCGGUGACAAGUUUACUACAUUCCGAAGGCGACAUCACUGUCGUAUCUGUGGCCAGAUCUUCUGUAGUAAAUGCUGCAACCAAGAACUUCCUGGGAAGAUCAUAGGUUACAAAGGUGGUAUACGAGUCUGUACGUAUUGUGGGAAGGUGGCCAUGAGUGCUCUGCAGAAUGAGCCAUCAACUGGUGAUUUGAGGGUCGAGCGGGAGGACCUUCGUCUGUCAAUGGAGUACUCCGAUUCUGGGGGUCCAGUCGGGGCAAACAGUAUCUGGGGCUCUAGCAUGAAGCAAGGGUCUGUCAACAGGCACAGGAGUCGCCUUUCUAUGACUAGUAGCACGACCAGUUUGGAUCAGAUGGCUCCGUUUGACCUCACACCCCAGACGGACUACCAAAAUUUUGAAAACCUGUACAUAGACAGGAAGUUUUUAGAGGACUCGAUCCAGCUGCGUGAGCUAUGGAAACAUAUUGCUGACCUGGACAAAGGCGUGGAGAUGCAGAGUCACAGAAUUCGUCUCCGUACUUACCAUAAAUGUAUUGUGGGAAACAAACUCGUCGACUGGCUGAUAAAGAAUGACCGAGCCGUCAGACGUGUACAGGCAGUUGUGAUUGGUCAAGCGUUACUGGAUGCUGGAUACCUAGAACCAGCCAGUGGACAGCAGCCGUUGGUGUUCCAGGAUGACUUCACAUUAUACAAACCAUCAGAGACAUCCCCAAUGGACCAGCCAGAAGAGUUCCUACCAGGGGGAGACGACUCUAGCAUUGAGAAUACGGAACCUGAGUGGUUACAGCAAAUAAAGAUGGACAGUGAUGGUGAUUCUGUGUCGGAGGAACACACCGAGAAGUUGGAAGCAUUCCAGGCCUCAGGUCGCAGAUACAAGGAUACAACUUCACUCGCCAGUUCUCGUGACAAAACAACUGCAGAUGAGGAGGAAGUUCUGGAUUUUGAACCUCUGCCAAGACAGGACAACCAUGGAACUGGAGGACAAGAGGAUAUCAUCACAGAUUCCGUGUUUACAAGUUCACAGACACAGAGUGGAAGUCACUUACUUAGUUCAUGUAGAGGUUGGCGGACUCUGGAGCAGGUCAAGGAUGAAAAUGACGAGAAGGCAUCAUACGUCACGUUGAGGUCACUACAUGAUGACCACUUGCGCGGUCUGGUCAGUCAGAUGUUGUGUGAUGAAGGUUUGUCCAAAUCAUGGAUGGACAUUGUACUAGGAACCGCCCAGAGGGUCAGCAGAUAUGUUCACCCAGAUGUCAAACAUUCAGGUGACCACAUGGACAUCAGAAGAUACAUCAAGUUCAAGAAGAUUCCAGGUGGCAACAAGGAACAGACUUGUGUUAUACACGGUCUGGUCUUCACAAAGAAUGUGGCUCACAAGAAAAUGGCACAUCAGCUGAGCAAUCCCACAAUCCUCCUCCUCAAAGGCUCCAUUGAAUACCAAAGAGUGGAGAGUAAAUUCUCCUCCCUGGAGCCUCAAAUCCUCCAGGAAGAAGAGUUCCUGAGGAAAAAUGUGUCCAAGAUAUCUUCCAUGAAACCGAAACCAGACAUUGUCGUAGUGGAGAAAUCAGUGUCCCGCCUCGCUCAGAACUUCCUUCUGGCAACUGGAAUCACACUGUUGUACAAUGUUAAGCUGGCAGUGAUGGAAAGACUAGAGAGGUUUACACAGGCCACUAUCAUCAGUUCCAUCGACGGUAUAGUCAGUGGACCCAUCAACCUGGGCUUCUGUCACAGCUUCAAAGCCUGUAACUUCAGUUUACCAUCAGGUGAAAACAAGACAAUGCUCUGUUUUGAUGGAUGUGCAACUCACCUGGGCUGUACCAUUUCAUUGAGAGGAGGGUCAAGCAGUGAAUUAAAGCGGAUAAAGAAGAUCAUGCGACAAAUUAUCUAUGCUGCAUACACUUCUCAGCUUGAAAUCUCCCUCUGUAUGGACGAGUUUGCAAUGCCUCCAGGACAUCUGGACAACUCAACAGGUGUGAUUGACAGCACAGACUCCCCUGGUGGGGUAGACAACAGUGAUGCCAUUCAGGAGUGGGUGGAGUCAACUGUAGAAGAGGGAGGAGCUAAUGAAAAUGUGGGCAGUAACAACCAAGAAAUGGGAGUGGCUAACCUUGGAGGAGUUGAUUGUGAUGAGGGCUCUGGUAUGACAUGUGAUGAUGACAACAAAUGUGACCGGUAUCCUCAGAGGAUCGCGAUAGAAAACACAGCAGAUGACUUGGAGGCGUGUUCUGAAAAUCAAAUUGACAAUGAUAUGUCUCACACCUUAGAGAGCGAAGAAAACCUUUUUUUAGAAAAAGACUUGAAAUCAUUAGUACAGGAAGGAAAAAUAACAUUCACUUUAGGAGAAAUAAAUAGUGAUAGUGAAAAGGAGAAAAAUGACAAUAAUGAACAGGAGAAAAAUGUUGAGAAUUUGGAUAAAAAAAUGGAAUUAUUAAGUAGUGAUGUAGUUGGUCGUAAAACCUCGUCGUCUGAGAUCAUAACUGAUCAGUCAGACCCUCUUCACAAUUUUGAGAAAAAUCAAGACGAUACAAUUUUUCAAAGCUCCAUUACGCUUCAAGAGAAAUCUCAGAAGCGUUAUCAAAAAUUCCGAAAACUAUUGAACGAGGUUUUGCUCAGUACUUCACCCUUUGUGAAAUACGAUGUGCCUUUUUUGGAAUCAGAAUCGGGAAGUGACUGUUGUUCCCGAAAGUAUUUUGCGCAUAUUGAUGAGCUGUACUGGUCGAGUCGCUUUGACCCGACUAGAUAUGAUGUUCGGAGGUCCCAGAAAUACCACGAAGGGGAACAGCCUCCGAAACCUCUGAUGUCGUGGUCAGACGUGGAAGUGAUGGAAGCACAUCCCUUCAUAUUGUCAGAGCUCACCUCCAUGAGUAGGAACAAAACUGAGAGCAUGCUGGCUGACUUUCGGGCUAGGGGAGGAAGGAUUGUCCUCAAGUCUACAGGGCCUAAAGACCAGAGUAACAGGACUGGUCAACAAACCACACGCUCGUCUUUCUCAGGGAAAAAAGACAGACGGAGGGACUGUCUAGACUUCCACCGACACCAGCGAUUGGCUGUUCUACUCAGUAGCCACUCGGAGAAAUCUGCCAACCAUCCAUUCCCUUGUCUUCCUCCACAGAUUGUUACCAUGGAGUUUUAUGGUAACCAGGAUAUUACACUCGGUGGAUUUCUGGAGAAGUUUUGCUUCAGAGAGUCGUACUCGCUGCAGCCCUACACAUGUCCUUCGGAGGCAUGUGACAUUCCCAUGUUGGACCAUGUACGCAGAAUCGUACACAACAAUGGUGCCAUCUAUAUUUCUCUGCGGAAGUUGAAGAACUGCGUUCCUGGAGGAGAGAGCGCCAUUAUGAUGUGGAACUGGUGCAGGAAAUGUAGACAGGCCACUCCCUUGAUGCCUAUGAGUCAGGACACGUGGAAUAUUUCCUUUGCUAAGUAUCUGGAGCUCCAUUUCUAUGGUAACAGUUUCAUGCGACGAGUGAAGUCUGAGACUUGUACACAUUCCUUACACCAGACGUUCAGCCAGUACUUUGGACACAAAAAUAUUGUCGCGACUUUCAAGUACUAUGGCAUCACCAAGCUAAAAAUAGCUCUACCACACUCAGUCAUUACCCUGGAGACAGGCUCCUACCAACAGCACUUCACACGACUGAGGGAGGAGACCAAGUACCUAGUCAGCAGAGGAACAGAUAUGUACAGUACAGUGCUGGAGUAUGUGUUGCGAAUCAAUGCUGAAAGCCAGAAUGAACUCCUGUGUCGAAUGGUGGGAGACUAUAUUACAAUGAUACAGAGUGAUAAGAGCGACAUUAGAGAGAGGGGACGAAGUGUUCUGGAGAAACUGCAGGCCUUGGAGAUCAGUCUAAAUAUCUGGGGAUCUCUGGACACCGAUGUCAGACAAAUAGACAAGGUGGGAGAAUUUUACCUGUUACAGGAUGACCUUGUCCGGGCCAAGAGGUCAUAUUCAGAUUCCAUUGCCAACUGGAAUAUUAAACUUCAAGAACUAUAUUCCCAGUACAAGAAAAGACAAUUGGUUCUCACCAAGAAGGAGAGGGAGAUGUCAACACUUCCGACCGACGAGAGUUCACAAGCCAAAUAUGCCAAAUCAAACUCGGCAUCGGAGGACGGCAGUUACCCUGGCAACGCCAGCCCCAUUGUUACCAUGGAGACGAGACACUCUAGUAAUGGAGAUGGUGGAAGCUCUAGGAAUAAUCCUCAUGUAUCUUCUGAGCCAGUCCCUAUAGAGACUAAUAUUACUGAAACACAAUAUGUGAUGAGCCCUACCCCAGGUGUGGUUCUGGGAAUAUCACCAGGCAUGGCCGCCGGUAUAACACAGGACAGUACAGCUCCUACUAACUCUGACUUCACCAGCUCUAACUCAUACAUAGUCCUACAGCUUAACAAAGAUAAUCCUGCAUCAGCUGUUGAGAGAAAGGGACACGGGGAAUCCAAGCCGUGUAGUGUUCCGACAGCCGGGAGGGAAAUAGACGAUAACGUUUCUUUGUCGGAGACAGAUGGCCAGAAACAGAAGUCUGUGAAAAGUUUCCAACAGGUUAUUUGUACCUGGCUCCUCUCAAAAGCUCUCCAGUACGUUUACAGUGUAAAAAGAAUAAUUGGUGGAUCACAUACAAUAUCAGACAUGUUUCCUGUCAGACUCAGGGUUAUCUCCCCUGGUUAUACCACUGUGAGUAUCAGACAUAUUUCCCGUCAGACUCAGGGUUGUCUCCCCUGGUUAUACCACUGUGAGUAUCAGACAUGUUUCCUGUCAGACUCAGGAUUAUCUCCCCUGGUUAUCCCACUUGAUCCGAAUGAACAUACCGUCCUGCCGUCCUGUCACCGUGUCCCGGUCCUAGUGUACGAUCAGGAGCCGAGCUCCAUCAUAGCCUACGCUCUCAGUUGCCAUGACUACCAUCAGAAGUUGCAGGAGAUCCAGACAACCAUUGGUACGUCACAACGAGAGGCUUCUUCUCAGAGCAUAUACAAGAGUACAAAAUCGGGCGAGGAUUUCUCCGACAGUGAAAGAGGGUCUCGUAAAGGAGGGACUGGGAUGCUCGCAUUUCUUCGUGGAGGAAGCAAGGAGGCCAGCCCUGUGUUACCGAGGAAAUCUAUUGAUGCCGCCGCAAUGGACUCCGUCAAGUACACUCCCAAACUGGAGGCUGAGAAUGUAGAAAUAGCAGAAGAGGAACGGGCUUUCCUGAUGUCUGCUUCGCUUUCGCUUGGGGCUGAUACAGACAAAUCUAAGGGAGGCAGGCAGUCCACUAGUCCACACCUAGAACUACAGUUUUCGGACCCAGCAGCACGUUUCUACUGUAAGGUGUAUUUUGCGGAGCAGUUUCAGCAGCUGAGGAAACUAAUCUUCCCUGCUGGGGAGGACAUGUUCAUCCGAUCCCUGAGUCGGUGUAAAGUUUGGGAGGCCAAGGGAGGUAAAUCCGGAUCUGCGUUCAGUAAAACAGAUGAUGAUAGAUUUAUCCUAAAACAGAUGUCCGGUAUAGAGGUCGACAUAUUUGAGAAAUUUGGCCCGGAAUACUUCCAGCACGUUAGCAAGUGUUAUAUGGAACAGAAGCCAACGGCUUUAGCGAAGAUUGUAGGUGUGUACAGAAUUGGAUUUCGUAAUACACAUACAAAUCGGGCGCUGAAACAAGAUUUGUUGAUCAUGGAAAACCUCUUCUACAACAGAAAAAUCUCUCAGACAUUUGACCUGAAGGGAUCCAAUAGGAAUCGUCUCGUUAACACCUCUGGUAAACGAGAAGAAGAAGUUGUGUUGCUGGAUGAAAACCUCAUGAAGUUGAGUGUCGAGUCGCCAUUGUACGUAUACCCUCACUCGAAGAUGGUUUUAAAUAUGGCUAUCAAACGAGACUCGGAGUUCCUGUCAUCAAACCUAGUCAUGGAUUACUCUCUGUUGGUCGGGCUGGACGAGAAACGUAACGAACUGGUGGUUGGAAUCAUCGAUUAUAUCAGGACUUUCACUUGGGACAAGAAAUUGGAGACAUUGAUCAAAUCCACUGGAGGCAAGAUGCCGACCGUGGUUUCCCCAGAAAUAUACCGGACACGUUUUAUGGAAGCCAUGGGGCGCUAUUUCCUUCCUGUUCCGGAUCAGUGGCACGGACUUGGCAAAGAUACUGAAUUAUGACCAGUGUUCAACAACUAGUGUGUCAACAAAAUGUGUCAAUAAUUAGUGUUGGUCAUUUGUAAUAUGAAAUAUUUAUGUAUAUAUAAUCUUGUUUUCAUAAACUGACUCUGUUGAAAAUUGAAAACAUCAAAAAUCCGAAAAUUUAUUUCACCAAAAACACUGUGUUUGCUUAUUAAGUGAAAUCAAUAGGGACAUUUAGUAGUAAAAACUGUCGCAAAACUACUUUAUGUGUGAAUCCCAUGAAAAGGUAUAAGCGGGGGAGUGAUUAAUAGAGAAAUGUUAAUUGCUGUAAAUCUUAUACAUCAACAGCUGAGCUAGGAUAUAGAGAACUUCUUUUAAUCCAGGGAGAUUAAUACUGGAUGUUUAAUACAUUUGCAGAUUUGUGCUAUUUAAUUUAUUGUUAUUUUAAAUAGAAGCAGUGGUCAUGUGAUGAUCAUGUGACAUUGAGAGUUGUAUUUAUGGUGGUCCCUACAUACAAGCGACUUAUUUGUCCCAUACCGGUAAAACCAGGGGGGACUGUAGUUUUCCUCUAUAUCCAUCCUGUACAUUGUCAGCAAUAUAGCGGCUUCAUUCCUCGAGGGAUCUUAAUCAAACCUCACACAAAUACAAAGGACCAUGAUAGUUGGGACUAGUUUGAGUUUCCGGGUUGUCAAUGGGUCAAGAUCUAUUU